Rasamsonia emersonii CBS 393.64 is the source of this 897-nucleotide messenger RNA. Its product is annotated as HLH DNA binding domain protein. Gene Ontology annotation, molecular function: protein dimerization activity. The transcript is spliced from 2 exons. NCBI's taxonomy places the organism in Eukaryota, Fungi, Ascomycota, Eurotiomycetes, Eurotiales, Trichocomaceae. The record is from RefSeq and is a predicted model, not a curated record. The coding region runs from base 1 to 897 and encodes 298 amino acids.
AUGGCCGUCUUCCAAGACCCCCAUCUUGACCCUUCUUCUCUCAUGCCAUUCCAAGAUGCGAGUACCGACUGGAUGGGGAAGGAUGCUCUCGACCUCUUUUCCUGGGAUAUGCCGUUUGACGAGCCAUUUGACGUCGCCAAUGAUUUUGUCGAUCCCCCAGCUUAUACGACCAGCACGUCUGCCUCCCCGGAGGAUUAUAACUCCUCGUCCAGACAAGCUCCGGAGGAUGCGCUCUCGUUUUCGUCGCUGGCUUCAGAUGCCGAAAGCGAUGCCUGGUCCUCGUCGGCACCCAGGUCACCUACCCAGUCUAGGAUGAAGCGCCCGUCGACGGACAGUAUUUUCGACAGACCGGCAAAGAGAUCUCCCAGCUCAGCUGCACAGGAUGACCUUUCAGAGAAGACCGUUUCAAACACAACAACAACACCAGCAACAUCGGCAGCAACAUCAUCAACGUCGUCGUCGUCGUCGUCGUCAAGCAAAGAAGACACGACAACUCGAAAGGCAUCGCCCAAGUCGACAUCACAGUCGACGUCACAGUCAACGUCUUCCAAAUGCACAACAACAGACGCAGACACCAAUGCAGUGAUGAAGCGAAAAAAAGCAGCACACAACGCAAUCGAGAAGCGCUACCGCACCAACAUGAACGCCAAAUUCGUCGCCCUGGGCAAUGCGAUCCCCAAGUCCGCCGCCCACCUAUCACAGAGCACAAACAAGGGGUUACGCAAGUCGACUUUUGGCGAGCAGCCACCACAGAACAAGUCGGAGAUCCUGACCGGCGCGCUGGCGUACAUCCGGGAGCUGCAGGAGGAGAACCGACUGUUGAGGAAUGAACUCAAUGUGUUGAAGGAGAAUCUUUUACCGGGGGGAAGCCAGCUCUCGCAAAGUUAUUUCGCUUGA